UCCAGGGCGUGAGCGGUGAACUAAAGAUUUCCCCAUCAUACAGUUAGUGCAUCCAGUUUAGGGAGACUUUUACAUUUCUUUAUAGUUUUUAUUUGUAACUUGGUCUGGGCUCACACUGGUGUUCUGGGCAGAGAUUGGUUGGUCUGAUGGGCGAGCUUUUCAAUGUUCAGUGGGGGUCGGUGGUAUAAGUGAGCCUCUGGAAGCAGAGCGACUUAGAGGCUAGACCCCACUAAUCUGCGUUAACAGAUUGAUUAUCUUGGAGCAACAUCGUGUCACUGCAGCGUUUUGAACUCACUUGGGCGUGCAUUGACGAAGGGCUACAAUGCAACGAUGAAGAGUCCCUUAGGGGUGUCUCCUCAAUCCUAAUCCCUCCCUCUCUCUUUUUUUUUCUUUUCACUAACCCGUGCUCACCAAGAGCUCCUCGUCCAUCCAUCAACACAAGCACCUCUCCACUGUCACCAGACAACCCUAUCAUUAUUGACCGUUUAAUAUUUUAGCAGCUGUCACAUUUAUCCCUCCUUUUUUUUUCUCUGAUUAUAUUUUAUGUUGGCAUGUCUCUGAGCCGUUUGUUUGAGGAUGAUGAAUUUUCAAGAGUGUCCAGCAUUGACGGUAGCCACUGUAGCUCUCUGAGUGGGUAAAUAUUUCACGGACACCGGCAAAGAGAUAAAAGACAGGAGACAGAAUCUCCCUACAGCCGAAAGAGGUUGGAGGAGGGAAACGCUGGCAGAGGAAAAUGGCCGCCAUGAUCACAGUGCCCAGUUAUUCUCCUUCAAUAUGGGUGAGAAUGUGUCACGCCUUGCCCCGACUGGACCUCAGCAUGCAGAUGAGGGACAACAUCUUCGCCCCCGACAGCUGGGAGUACCAGCAGACUCUACUGGUUUUGUCCAGUCUGUCGGCCAUCGUUCUUGUCAUCUCUCUCUUGGUGAUUCUCUCCUUCCUCAUACACUAUUGCUGCUGUCAACGUGGGGACCGGAGCGAGGGAUCGGAGGAGGAAGAUGAUGAUGAAGACGGGAGCACGGGUCACGGCUACAGUGGGAAGAAGGGGAGGGGAAUAUGCUGCGUCACGUGGGUGGCGGUGGCUGCUGUCACGCUGUGCUGUGUUGCCAUAGGCAUCGGUUUCUAUGGCAACAGCGAGGCUAACGAUGGGAUGUAUCAGUUGACCUCGUCUCUUCUCACAGCCAAUUACACGCUUGCUUCCAUCGAUCUGCUGAUUUCAGACACAAUUACUGGACUGCAGCUCUCCGUCUCUGGCCCUCUGACCUCCAUGGAGGAGAUGUUUUCUGGCAGCAAACCAUUCUUGGUGUCAACGAGGAACUGCCGGAGGUUAUCGGAGAACGUGAUCAACCUUCUCUCCUCCAUCUCCUUAGCUCGGACCAAUGUAGAGCUGGUGAUGGGGAACGACAGCACUGUCAGUGGGGCGUCGAUCACGCCUCUGACACCGGUGCCACCCUCUGUUGCUCCAACCGUGGUGCCCACCAGCAGCUUGUUGCCCAACCCCUUUACCCCUGGUUGGGCCGCCACCACACUGAUGGUCAAUGAGGACUACAGGUGGUUGUCAUACGUGCUGCUGCUGCUGCUCGACCUCAUAGUGUGUCUGUUUAUCCUGCUUGGACUGGCCAAGCAAGCCCGCUGGCUGCUCAUCCUGAUGACUGUGCUGGCAUGGCUGGCUCUCUUGCUGAGCUGGGGCUCCCUGGGUUUGGAGACAGCCACUGUUGUGGCCCUCAGCGACUUCUGCUCAGAGCCAAACGUCUUCGUCCUUAACUAUACUCAGAUCACCACGGGCACAAGCUCAGACGUGUUGGAUUAUUACCUGACCUGCAGCAGGAGCAUGAACAGUCCAUUCCAGCAGCUGCUGACCCAGUCUCAGAGGGCGCUCUCAAGCAUCCACACACACCUCUCCAGUCUGGACAGGAACGCUCUCCCACAGUUUCCCAAAGCUGAGAAAUCACUCCGGGAGGUUCAACAGAUACUCAACUCCACAGAGGGCAACUUCCAUCAGCUGGUGGCACUGCUGAACUGCCGAGGUCUUAAUAAGGACUACAUUGACUCACUGAAAGGCCUGUGUUAUGAUGGGAUGGAGGGAUUGCUCUACCUCUCCCUUUAUUCUUUCCUCUCUGGUCUGGCCUUCACUGCCAUCCUUUGCUCUCUUCCUGGAGCCUGGAGGAGCUUCCCCAGCGAAUCAGAAGAAUACGACGACUCGGACAGUGAGAGUGAGGACCCCUUCACCUCCCAUCAGGCACGUAGACAGGCAUCCUCGGGGUCUCAGCGAGGGGCAAUGGCCCCCUUCUAUAAUUACCCGGGGGCUGGGUGGACACCCCCCUUUUCUAGCGCGCCGCCCCUCCCGACUCAAAACGUUUCCUCCAAUGGCAACCCUGGCUAUGAGAGCCUACCCCUGACUGACAGGCAGUCCCCACCCCCCUCUUACUCUCCCAGCAUGCUGACUGGUUACGGGGGAAAUCAAUCACACCCCAACCCCUCCCAUUCGAGGAACCUGUAUUCACGUUAAUUCUUUUUUUUUUUUUUUUUUGGUAGAAAAUGUAUA
Messenger RNA from Cyprinodon tularosa, 2542 nucleotides. RefSeq names its product tweety family member 1 (gene ttyh1). Bases 734 to 2506 code for a protein of 590 amino acids. Lineage: Eukaryota; Metazoa; Chordata; Actinopteri; Cyprinodontiformes; Cyprinodontidae. Gene Ontology annotation, cellular component: smooth endoplasmic reticulum membrane; plasma membrane. The transcript is spliced from 15 exons. Gene Ontology annotation, molecular function: volume-sensitive chloride channel activity; intracellularly calcium-gated chloride channel activity. The record is from RefSeq and is a predicted model, not a curated record.